Molecule: messenger RNA, 7521 nt
Organism: Schistocerca serialis cubense
Lineage: Eukaryota; Metazoa; Arthropoda; Insecta; Orthoptera; Acrididae
Exons: 6
Coding region: 134-1375 (413 amino acids)
Source: RefSeq, a predicted model, not a curated record
CGGACGUCCGCGCGAAAAGUUCGCCAGCUGACCACGACGGCGACCGACGGCUGCGCGCGAGAGCAACACGCAGCAGCAGCCGGCAGGGACGCCGCACCGAACGACGCGGAAACUGCGACUCAGCUCAGAGAAUAUGUCGCCCGAGCCGGACCAGGCGGUGCCCGCGGACGUCGGCGAAGUGAGCGCCAGCGCCAGCGGCAGAGCGGAGGCGGCGUGUGCCGGCGCUGACGCAGAAGCUGAUGCUGACGCCUACCUGCGCCUGCUCAUGCGGGAGGGCGUCGACGUACCGGCGCACACGCAGGGUCCGCCUCCAACGGAGCCGCCCCCGUGGCUGGACGAAGAGAAGUUCCGGCUUGGGCAGCGCUUCGCCACGGAGCACCUGUUCGGCCUGGCCUACUCCGAGAUGUUGUCGCUCAUCAUCCUCUUCUCCUUCCCGUCGUCGCUGGAGCCGCUCAUCUUCACUGGGAACUCCGACACGCCCUUUAAGGCGUUCAAGCGCUACCUCUCAACAGGCAUCAGGGUCCUGGCGUGGUUCGAGGGCGAUGUAUGGGGCGGCGGGGGCGGCGGCGAGGCUCGGCGGCAAGUGGGGACUGUGCGCGCCAUGCACGAGGCGGUGCAGCGACGCCUGGGGGCGACGCCGGCGCCGCAGCGCGAGCGCCGCGGCCACGUGGCCGGCCCGCUGUGGGCGCCGCUCACCACUGCCGGCAUGCUGGGGGGCGGCGCCGGGGGCGGCGCCGGGGGCGGCGGGGGCGGCUGCCCCUGUCUGAGGGCCGGCGUCGACGUCAACCAGACGGAGAUGGCGCUGACUCAGUUUGGCUUCGUGGGCCUGAUGCUGCUGCAUCCGGACCGGCUAGGUGCACCAGAUGCGAGCGAACGAGACCUGGAGGGCUUCGCGCACAUGUGGCGCGGCCUAGGCUACCUUCUGGGCAUCGAGGAUCGCUUCAACCUGUGCUCCGGCGACCUAAACAGUGUCCGCCGCCGCUGCCAGCUGGUGGUGGAGCGCCUGGUGGCGCCGAGCAUGGAGCGCGUGACGGCCGAGUGGGAGCACAUGUCGCGCUGCAUGGUGGCAGGCGUGGCGCUGUACGUGCCUGGGCCCCCGUUCUCGGUGUCUCUGUGCUACCUACUGGGGGAGCUGCUGGCUCUGCGCGAGCCGGCGGCCCGCCUGCGCGCCGCGCUGUCUCUGGGCGACCGCCUCACACUGCUCUUCGUGGGUGGCCUGCUGCGCUGGUUGCUGCGCUUCGCGCCGCUGCGCAGGCUGUACAACUGGCUGCUGAGGCUCGCCAUGAAGCGCGCGCGCCACGCGCCGCAGCUCUGGCUCAGCGCAGCCGAGGCGCGCCGCUACCCGUACCAGCAGCCGGCCAUCACGCAGCUGUAGUUCGCCGCUCCAUCACUGGCUGGCGCCGGCUCCGUCGCACGACGCCUCGCCGGGAAACGAACACGACUGACCGCGUACCCGCGCAGAUGUAGGGGCAUGGGAAGUAGUCGCACGGCGUUGUCGGCUGAGACACCCCAAGGGGCAGCUCAGCUGCCUAAUUAAAAAGAUUUUAUUUACUGAAUGAAUCUUUCACUCUGCAGUGAAGUGUGCUCAAUUUUGAAACUUUGUAGAUUCAAACGGCCAUUUGGAUUGGGACUCGAAUCUGGAAGUUCGUGUUUCACUAGCAAGCAGCAGACGGUUACUUUCGGGACAGAUUUCAGGCUGUGAUGGUGGGUCGUGAGUAGUGUAUCCAGAUCCAGUUUGCGGAUAAUCAGGAUAUAGGAGGUGACUUUUCUGCAGCAUGGGUGGGUGGGCUGUCCGGGACCCCUACGUUUGAACCGAGAGUGAAGGCACAAAUCAUUUGAAAUGUUUAGCUCAUGUCAUACAACAUUCAUUUUUACAAUUAUUUAAGGCCACAAUUUUUCUUCUUUCGGCCUACAGCGUAAAAUAUGUCUUGUAGUGACACGAUUGCGAUAAAGAAUACCAGUUACACUGCUCUCUAAAUGGCAUUCGUGAACAUCCUUCAAGAAAUAGAGAUAUAAUCACGCGCACAAAAUGAGCUCAAAAUUUACUGAAUGAACAAACCGACAUCAAACACAAAAAAUAUGCUAAAAACUUUAUUGAUACAAAGCAGGAAGAGAGAUAAAAUAAAGAAACCAGAGAUAUUAAGUAACCCUCCUCCACAGUAACAGCAUAAACAGUACAAAACAAAAAUAUAACAGCAAGAAAACAUCACAAAUCAUAGGCCAUAACAAAAUUACUACUUGUAAAAUAAAAAUAAAACGUAAAAAUCUCAAAAAAACCAAAAGACAUUUCAUGUAAAAAACGUAAUUGGAAUAAACCUAAGAAAGUAAUCAAAACAUAACCGAAUUUCCACACAUCACCAACUUCUGGUGGUAACUAUGUAAAUAUCUCUGAUCCAAGUUGUCAGGAGGAAAAAAACGCACAAAAAACUGACUUCUCAUAUAUCUAAAAGUCAGACGUAGAAUUACGCCCACAAAGAACAUAAAAGUAACGUGUAAAUACAAAGUCCAACAAAGACAGCAUGUGGCAGCAUCGAGAUUACAUGUAAGGUAAAAACACCAGUCAUGUGUAAUACCUCUCAAAACAUAGCUAUAGUUGAUAAUAUCAAGGCUAUCGACUAUUAAAGUAUUUACAGAACGCAAGACGAUGGCAAAUGCCGAAAUGAGCUCAUUGUGAUUUACGCAAUAAAAAAAUGUGCAGAGCAAUGUAACUGGCGUAUUUUUAUCGCAGUUGUUUAAUUAUUGUUUAAAUAUUUCUUGUUUAUUUUAUUGCACUAAAUAAAGCCUGCAUCAUUCAAUUAUUUAUCACACAAAAUCACAUAUUUUUCUGUGGUUGUUUCAAUUGAUUAACAUAAAUUAACUGUUAGAGAACUGAAUUUUAAAUCCUGAAAAAUUAUACUAUCUCUUUAGCAAGAAAAUUUCCACAUGAAACUAAAUUCCAGGGUUUAAAUUUGCCCUCAAAAAAGGUCUGCAAAACUGAUUAAUUUUAACUAACAUUUCCAAGUGUUUUGUUGUAGAAACAGACGGAGCCUCAUCACAACUGUCCUGAAGUUCUCCCCCAGAAUGAUGCUUUUGUUCGGUACAUAACUGUGAUCAUUGGCUAUUGGAAAAUCGUCGUCUUUUCCGUCUAUUUCUUGAUCUAUAUCACUGACAUCUUCCUCUAUUCACCGAUAAAAAAAUUUCAUCAAACUCGGGAAAGUUAAAAACUGACAUGUUCCUGAGAACACAUUUUGUACUAUGGUACCAUACUGAAGAAAACAGUUAAGUCCUUCACGAAGCAUGGUUGGUUCAAAUAGCUCUGAGCACUAUGGGACUUAACAUCUGUGGUCAUCAGUCCCCUAGAACUUAGAACUACUUAAACCUAACUAACCUAAGGGCAUCACACACAGCCAUGCCCGAGGCAGGAUUCGAACCUGCGACCAUAGUGGUCACGCGGUUCCAGACUGAAGCGCCUAGAACCGCACGGCCUCGAAGUAUGGUCUAGGAGAUCCUAACACCUCUCAGUAACACGUGUCGACAUCAAAGAACGAAGGUGAUAACGCAACCGACAGCAAAACAUUGCAAGGUUGACAGUUUAAGGAGAAUAGAUGGAGUAUAGCACCAUUCUGCUAUGACUAACCUUGAAAAAUUUUCACCAGAUCUGAGAGACCGAACCUUGUUCAGAAAUUGUCUGGGCACGGACCUAAGCCGCAAGACAAAGAAAGGAGAGAGACCAGCGAAAAAACUUUCGCAGUUACAGACGUUCUCUCUGUAUCCAGUGCAGAGUGCGGCUUUGUUGUGGCUGUACUGCUCACCAAAUGUUGCUCAUCUUGUAGUCCGAUAUCUUCGCUCGAUAAAGAACAGAAUUUCUUUUCGUUAUAUGUCAUAGUUACUGCGCUGCGUCAAAUUAAGUAUAGCAUUGCACGAAAUUUUAAAGGGUUUCCAGGGGUCUAAAUGCAUUGCUUAAAUUUUGCGCAUGGCUUAUUGUAGCUCAUACAUUGUUAUAUGUGAUAUGUAGAUAAGACAUCGAAAUUUUAUUUAAAUUUUUCAGCAGAACGAUGCGGUAUUUCGUUCUCAAGUUAAUGGUUUUUGUAUCCAUUAGACAAUACCACUCGAUGUGCCCAUUUCUAUCUCUGUGCAUCGGGAAUCGUGUGGUCAUAACAACUGGCAUAUUUCGUAAGCGGUUCAAGAGAUCAAAACGAGGAAACAACAUGCAAAGAGACACCUAUGCCUAUGUUUUUUGAUAAAUACUCUAUACCUUUUUAUUCAAAAAGAUAUGGAAGUAGCUCGUUCGCAGCAGGAAGAUGGUGGAACAGGACGCACAAACAUGACAAUAGCGCUUCAGGAAAACCCAGGGUUCCCGUUUCAACAGGUACUCAGCAUCUGGGGAGCAGUGGAACAUGACAAGUUAACUCGUCCACAGCACUUAAAUGAGCUAAUUUUCAGCCAUUAUAUCAGUAUUUUCUUAUAUCAUGACACAAAUGUUCUUGCUCACUACACAAAUAAUUCAUUCCAUUUUGCACCCUAUUAUAUUUUUAAUAGGGUAGUAUUUGCCAAAGGAAGAUUCAUCUUGAUUUUGGAUAUCAAUCAGAAAUUUAAUCAGUUUAUAUUAGUUGUAAUAUAAAUGGGAUAGCUCUCAUUCUUGGAUAAAAUUCAAGGAAUUUUAAACAAAUCAAUACUGUUCAUGCCUCGUUACUGGAAUUAGCAGCCUCAGAGUUCCCUCUCACAAUUUAUUAUGCACAGAUAGCUCUGUGUGCUUGGUGUGCUAUUCAUAGGCUAAGCUUAUUUAUUCCUAUAGUAACAGUUAUAGUGGCAUGCAAGUAAGAAGGCAGUUGUGUUAUGCAUGCUGCACAGAGGGGGCUGGGUGCCACUGUUUCUGCCUGACUUUCUCUAGAAAUAUUUACAUUCUUGGAAAACUAUCUCUGUCACUUGUUAAAGUAAUAAUUGACAUGUUUGCUUUAUGCCACCUAUAAUGAAUAAUACAGUGGCUAAGUAGCCUUUCCAUACCAGAACUGCAAUGAAAAUCAACACCCUGAAACACACAGGACAUACAGACAACACAGAAUUAUGCUAUUAGCCAGAGCAUCAAGUGGUACAGUAUUCAUUGCUAUUGCAAAUAGCCCCACCACCCACCUUCUUACAUGCACACCAGGAGUGAACUGCCAAAUGCUGUGUCAUUCCACUGUGCAGGUAGUGCCACUAUUCCAAUGUGGUAGCUUUAAUACACUGACAGUUCCAAGUAUGUUAAGCAUUCUUGACUGCCGUCCUGUAAUGUGAUGUAUUACAGGAGACUGAAUUACAGAUAUUUUGCAUUCUGUUUUUUGUGCGAUUGCAGGUAGUAGUCAACAGAAUAAUAGAUCAGUCUAAUUAUAUGGGAUAUAUUUUUCUGUAAGAGAUGCAAGUUAAGAAAUUGUGCAGUACAGUAUUUGUGGUCACCUGAGAAAACACCUGGAGCAAAGGCAUCCAAAAGUAAGUGUAUCAAUUCACAGACAAAGUGUUGCAGUAGUGUGAACAGUUUCAUUGGUUUCAGGGUACUACUUCACAGCCUGUGUAGCUAUUAAAUAAUUAAUAAUUUUCUGAUAUCUAUCACUGGAUUGCAGCUGGAACAUUGCAACCCAUGAUAAAUGUUAAUUAAUAGUGUAGCUCAACACUACUGGAUAGCUCAGGCAGCAGGGUUUGAGUACUGGUCUGAUACACAGUUUUAAUCUACCAAAAAGUUUCAAAAUUACAUAAACUGCUAGCAGAGUGAGGAUUCAUUUUGAUGAUGUGGAAUAAAAGAACCUAGCUAUGUUAUGUGUUUGAGUCUGCUGAAGAACUAUUUGUGCAGAAAGUCACAAAUUUCAUAGGUUUACCCUUAUUCGUUGUGCUAUUCGUUUACUGUCAGUGGCAGAGUUUUCAACCUAUAAGGAGCUAAUGCCAGAAUCAUGGCCAAAUGACUGUCAUCAUGGAUGGGGAGCACUGAUAUAUGUCCCAGUUUGUGAUAUAAAUGGCUUUGAUACAGGACAGAAAAUUCUGCAAAACAUAAAUGCCAAUUCAUCACAACACUUUUAAACUGAAUACUUUGGAAGGAAUUGAAUUUCAUGGACAGUUGGAGCAGAACUACAUUCAAGAGGUGGUUACUAACACCAGACCAAAAGUUAUGUGGAAGAACACCAACACUGGAUUGUGUAGGAUUGAAAUCAUGUUGUUCAUUUACACAAAUCGGAUUGCUAUUUGUAUGUGAAUGACUUCCAGUAUCAUAUUUCUCAUCAGUCUCAGAAGUCCUGUAAUGAGAGUGGAGGAGUUUGUGAAAUUUUCUGUGAAUUUCUGAACUAUUUAAUUAUCUAAAAAUGGAUUCUUUAGCCGAGAUAGCUGGAUCUCUGAUAUAGAACACCAACAACCAAUUUGUGAAACUUGUCCACUUUAUUAACAUAAAAAACACUUGUUUCCCAAGAUGUCCAUUCUUGUAUGUCUGCUACUGCUAGAACUUUAUGAAGUUCAUACCAAAGCUAUUACUAAAUCUUAUGGAUGUGUUACAUGCCAUUAGGAUGAAAAUGACUAAUUUUUUGUGUCAUGAACAUAUUUUGACUACUUCAGCCUGUAACACAAAACUAUAGGUCUUUUAUAUCACUUUUUCUGUUAUGACAGUAAAUUCUAGCAGUGUAUGAAAUGGCUGGAAUACAUCAAGAUUGUAGGAAGGCCAGUGUUGUGUUACAUUUUCUCUUCUAGCUCCAGUUUUUUGCUGCCGUCAACACAUUUACUGAGUUUUGUUGAAGCACUUAAAAAAUAAUCUCAGUGGAUAGAUAAUAUUAUUAGCUGCUCACAUGCCUGAGACCUUUUGUUAGCAUCUGUGUCCACAGUGGACUUGUUCUGUGUGCAGCCAUACCAGUCAAACACUUUGUGUAACAACCUUUUUCCAAUAUAUGGCAGUAUAUUAACACAGUUUUGUCAUUUCUAUAUAAUAUGGUUCUCUGAAGUGUGUGCAAGUACAGAGGACCAGAAAAGGGAGAUAAUAGAACUCAGAACAAACAAGUAAAUGAAAAAUGUGUGGACUAGUUCCACUUACUUAAGGUAACAAGUAGCAUAAAUCAGGAUUAAUCUGCACUCUAAGCCUUGAAAUACAGAGCCUGUUGUAAACACUGUAUAACACUUGCAUGUAUAUACAAAAGUCAAACUAAAUGAAUACAAAUCCAUUAAGGCAACAGGUGCAGAAUAGUGAGAAUGAAAACAAUCAGGUGCAUCAGGGAUGUUGCACUGUUGAAUCAGCUUAUUUGCUCCAUUAGAGCUGUUGUACUGAGGUGUCCAGUGUGUGUGUUUUGGUAAUGAAGUGUCCAGUGUGUGUGUUUUGGGAGAGGAGGGGGUAUCUGUUUACAAAGAAAAGGUAUGGCUUCCCAUUCAGUCAUUUGUAAUUGACUGUGAUGUGGAAAAUGUAGCCAUGUUUUUAAAAAGUUUGCUUAUGUAGAUUCUUGACAGUAUUGACAAAUAUACAAAGAUGUAUAUAAUUAAUUGUAAUGAAGUUUAAUUUAAUCAACAGAUAAAAUAAAAAUUUGUGCUCUUUGUAUCAUC